Messenger RNA from Rhododendron vialii, 1091 nucleotides. RefSeq lists its product as uncharacterized. The record is from RefSeq and is a predicted model, not a curated record. Bases 303 to 659 code for a protein of 118 amino acids. The transcript is spliced from 7 exons. NCBI's taxonomy places the organism in Eukaryota, Viridiplantae, Streptophyta, Magnoliopsida, Ericales, Ericaceae.
UCUGCAACCGCUUUUCUCUCUCCUUCUUCCAUCUACGAAACUGAGACAAAUACAAUCUGCCAUUUCAAAGGGCAUUUCAUAACCCUAACUGAGACGUGAUCUGAGAUCAGUGAUGAAAUCCAAAUUUUCCUCUCUCUCUCUCUCUCUCUCUCCAUUUUUCUCUCCCAAAGACGUCAUCGACGAAAUCCCUGAUCUCCACCGUGCCAUGGUAGCCGUCGGCAAAAUCGAACAAUGUUAGCAGCUCCGGCAACAGGACAGACAAAUUGUGAGCAUACCCGUGUCUGAGCUUUGGUGCUUUCCGAAUGGGUCCCUUUUUGUGCCCUUAUUUUGGCGCAUUAUUGAGGGAUGCAUCUGAGAUGCUCAGGCCUGUGGGUUGUACGGCGCAGCACAAAUUGGUUGGGUCUGUCUCUUGUUCUGGCUUCGGGAGCAGCGUAGAUCGGUUGGGUUCGAUCGUCUUCAACCAGAGAGAGUGGGAGAGUCUCAAGUCAGUUCAUAAAGGUUGCUUCCAAGUUUCCAGUGGAUCUCCAGGUCACUUUCAAAUGGAUGUCCUUCUUGCUUCACUUUACGAGGUACAUAAAGAUUCAGCUAACUGCAGUGAUGGAAAAUGGAUAAUACGAAUCAAGAAGACUAUCUCUGGUCGCUCUUGGAAGAUUUGGUAAAAGAACACCUGAGCAACCCCUGAAGAAAGCGUGCAAAGAACUUUUCAAAAUGGAUAGCUCGUCAACUUCAAUAGCACUUGAAGAUGCUCACAUGCAACUAACACCACAAGAAGAGCACCAGACUCUUGGGUAAAAAAAAAAAGAAGACGGAUAGCCAUGAAGAAUCAUCAACUUUUUGGGAAGAAGGGAAGCUUAGUACCAGACCGAAAUGUUCAGCUUUUGGGAAUGAACAAUGAUCUACUUGAUCUUUCCUCUUAUCUUUGUAAUAUUUUCCUUCCCUACCAAACUUAAAUUUCUAAUCUAUGUAAUUUUUAAAUCGUACCAAUGUUUGCAGGUCAAUUUGCCCGGGAACUUAACUCUGCUUGUUCACCUCAUCCAAUAACUAUAUGUAUUUGCAAAUUUCCAAGGAACACUAUAAAUCUUUUUAAUGCA